GCCCCGCCCCUGUGGCCGCGGCCUCCCCCGCCCGGCGCCAUGGCCGCUGCGGCCGGGGACGGCGCGGCGAAGCCACUGCAAAGCGCCAUGAAACUGGCCAACAGGGCUAUCGAGCUAGACACCGGCAACCGGCCCCGGGAGGCAUACGUGGAAUACCUGAGAAGCAUCCACUACAUCUCCCAGGCGUUGCUGGAAGAUGUGGAAAACACUACAGAAGGUGGGGAAACAGUUCUUCCUGAGACCUCAAAGAUGCUGAAACUAGCUGAACAGUGUCUGGAACGGGCCCAGUCAACAGCUACCAAACUUGGGAGAAUAUGCCUGAAGCCAGCUGUACCUGUGGCUCCCCCCAUGCCCUUGCCCACCAGCCGACACCGCCGAGUGUGUUCAGACGAGGGAGGGAAACUCUCCCCGUUCCUGCCUCCUGAGAUCUUCCAGAAGCUGCAGGUGGCAGAAUCACAGAACUCUAAGAAGGAGCUAACGCCACUGGAAAAGGCCUCCUUACAGAACCAGAAGCUAAGGGCCACAUACGAGGCCCGAAUGGCCCGUCUGGACCCCAGUCAGGCCAUGCAGAAGACAUCACUGACCCUGUCUCUACAGCGGCAGAUGAUGGAGAAUCUGGUUAUCGCCAAAGCAAGAGAGGAGACGCUCCAGCGGAAGAUGGAGGAGCGCCGCCUGCGUCUUCAGGAGGCAGCCAACAGGAGGUUCUGCAGUCAAGUUGCUCUGACCCCAGAGGAGCGGGAGCAGCGCGCCCUCUAUGCUGCCAUCCUGGAGUAUGAGCAAGACCAUGACUGGCCAAAGCACUGGAGAGCCAAGCUUAAGCGGAGCCCAGGGGACCUGUCAGUAGUAACCAGCCUGGUCUCCCACUUGCUCAGCCUUCCUGAUCACCCAAUCUCCCAGCUCCUGAAGAAGCUCCAGUGUGCAGUAUACAGUGCAUUGUACCCUAUUGUGAGCCGGGCCGCUAUCAGUGCUGCGCCUGCGCCAGGCUGCUGCUCUCUACCCCCAGAAGCCAACGGCCUCCUGGCUCCUGGGAGCCGGCGACUUCGAUCCUCCCAGAGCCUCUACUGCAUGCUGUCGCCUUCAGAACCCAGUGUAGCCCCAAGACCUCUGGAUGGACCUCCUUCCACACCUUCUGCCCCCACACUCCACUCAGGCUCUCUGGACAGAGAGGCAGACGGCAGCCCAGCAGGGCCUUCCUCACCCCUGGUGGAGGCUUCAUCCCACUUGCCAGACAAGGACAGCUCCUUUGAGGACCUGGAGCAGUUUGUGGCUGUAUCUGAGCCACACACUCCGGGAGCAAAGAGGGAGCCCUUGCUGGAAUGCCUGAAGAACACAGUGAAGGACAUUCACAAUGCUAUCGAUAGACUGCUCUCGCUGACUCUUUUGGCCUUCGAAAGCCUGAAUACAGCCACCUCCAAAGACCGCUGCCUGGCCUGCAUCGAGGAGCCCUUCUUCUCUCCACUGUGGCCCCUGCUGCUAGCCCUCUACAGGAGUGUGUACCGUACCCAGGAGGCUGCUGUGAACAGGAGCAUGGAGCUGUACAGGAAUGCACCCCCUACAGCCCUUGGCAUCCCUGCCAAGCUCCUCCCACGUGCCCCUGAGGCUCAAGCCUCCACCUACCCCUACCGCACUGCGGCCCAGGAACUGGGGCUGCUAGUUUUGGAGAGCUGCCCCCAGAAGAAGCUGGAGUGCAUCGUGCGGACUCUUCGGGUCAUCUGCAUCUGUGCGGAGGACUACUGCCGUGCCCCAGAGGCCAGGCCUGAGGCUGGGUCCCAGCCCCCUGCUGCCGCCAUUGGUGCUGAUGACCUGCUGCCCAUCCUGUCCUUUGUGGUGCUGAGGAGUGGCCUCCCCCAACUGGUGUCAGAGUGCGCCGCCCUGGAGGAGUUCAUUCAUGAAGGGUACUUGAUUGGAGAAGAAGGGUACUGCCUGACAUCAUUGCAGAGUGCCCUGAGCUAUGUGGAACUUCUGUCCCGGGGACGACUGGACAAGUAGUGGUGGCUGGACCUCCACAGCUGUACUAGAUGUCCGGUUUGGGACCAGCCUGCUGUGGCGGCUCUCUGUCGCUCUUGUCCACCUUCCUAACCGUACAUCUAUCCUGGAGGCCUGGGGUAGUGCCUCUUCUUCAGCAGGGCUUGGCUAGCAGAGUCAAGCUGGCCUGUCCUGGGCCUGCCUCUCAGACCCCAUAGGAGAAAUCUGUAGCUGCUGUUCCUUGGGGAGCCUGCAACACUGACAGACCUCCAGUAAACCUGGAUGGCGCUGGCCUGGUCAUGGACACUAAGCAGCCCCUACUGGGAAUCAACACAGAAAUGGGCACUGGAAGCCUCUCCAGGGUAGUCUGGUUUUAUACCCUUUUAAUUUCCUGGAACAGCCAAAGUUUGUGUGAGCUAGUUUCUUGUUAGUCAGUAACAAGAGCUUCACCCUCACCCCAGAGGACUGGGUGUGGGUAGUGUGACCCAGAGGACUGGGUGUAGGUAGUGUGAGGCUGUUUGUGCAUCAGGCAGUGACUGCCCUGCUCGCUUCUGCUGGCCCAUGCCUGGGAUAUGAGCCUCCCUCCUACCGAGGCCCAGGACAUCCUGUCCUGGGGUUACCUUGGUUGGGGACAGUGAACGUUUAGGACACUGACCAACACAUAGUUUAUACAGCCUCUCCAACGUCAGAGUCCAAGGGUCAGCACCUUGACUGUUAUAUGCUCCCAAAUGGCUACCAACUCAGCCUAAAAUAAAGAGGUCGCUCCAACUAAGUCCAUGUGGCUGGCUCAUUGACCCUCUCUCUACUGGCCUCCCAGAGAUCACAGAUGACAUAUGGUAAUGAGGACCACAGCCCACCCCAGACCCUCUCUCUACUGGCCUCCCAGAGAUCACAGAUGACAUGUGGUAAUGAGGACCACAGCCCACUCCCAGACCCUCUGCAUAGAAGCAGUAUCUUCCCAGGACUGUCCCCAGCAAGGAGAGUGUGGACAUCAUUCUCUAGGCUAGCAAAUCUCUGCAGGGGUCAUUAGGAGGCCAGGAUUCGGUCACUACUGUAGCUCUGAGCCUACAGCAGUCCCUGAAGGUGUCUCAAGGACAUUAUCUUACAGAAAUGCCAUGUAGUGUUUCUACUUCCACACGUAGGGACACAGAGAUGCCCUAAGAGAAUGGAGGCAUCCAAGCACAGACAUCAACUUCUAGGGAGGCAAGCUGCCCCACCCCGGAAACUGGGGUUGCUGCAAGGAGGUAGGUGGCAGGACAUUGAGGGGAGGUUCCAGUCCCAGCCCACCAGAAGUAGGAGUGGGACUGUUGAAGAUUCUUGGGGAAAGGCUAGUUGUAACUUAUUUAUUGGGCAUUUUUUGGAUGCUCGUGUUCCAAACCUGCAGGUAAUGACUUCUUUUGCCCCCACAAAGAAAUAGGUAACAUCCCUCUCUGAGCCUGGUAGACUGAUUCUAGAGUCUAUCCUGGGACCAUGACACCAAAUGCAGAUGGUGAGCCCAGGUUGGCCUGAGCAGGGCAACCCAGUUCCUGAAGCACUUGACCUAUGAAAGAAGAAUGGGAAUGGGCCAGAAGCCCCUAGCAGCUUCUUCCCACCAGCAUCAGGAAUAGACAGGCCAGUGCCAACUUUUGCUUUCUCACACUGGGAGAUUUGAACCUCGUGCCCAGCUGCUGGUGAGGCACAGACUUUGUCCCAGCAGUUAAGGCACUUGCUCUCACAAGGGACCAGGUUUCAGUUCCCAACACCUACACAGCAGUUCUCAACCAUCUGUAACUCCAGUUUUAGGGACUCCAAUGCCCCAAUCGGCACUCCCUACAUGCAG
Molecule: messenger RNA, 3784 nt
Organism: Chionomys nivalis (European snow vole)
Lineage: Eukaryota; Metazoa; Chordata; Mammalia; Rodentia; Cricetidae
Gene: Vps9d1
Product: VPS9 domain containing 1
Exons: 15
Coding region: 40-1989 (649 amino acids)
Biological process (GO): vesicle-mediated transport
Cellular component (GO): endocytic vesicle; cytosol
Molecular function (GO): guanyl-nucleotide exchange factor activity; small GTPase binding
Source: RefSeq, a predicted model, not a curated record